AUGAUAAAAGCUGCACAGUUAAAGGAAAAUGCCACCGUUGCUGAUAUGAUUGGUAAUGGGGAAUGGAAGUGGCCAACCGAGUGGAAAGAAAGGAUUGUAGAGUUGACAAAUGUUGUUGUUCCUAAUCUUGAGAAUCAAUUAGAUGAUAGAUUAGUAUGGGUUAAUAAAAAAGGGGUAGAGACUAAAUUUUCUGUUGGAAAUGUAUGGAACGAUACUAGGGAGUAUGGUAACAAAGUGCAGUGGGCUAAGAUGGUUUGGUACACUCAAUGUAUUCCAAGCCAUGCGUUCGUUGUUUGGUUAGCAAUGAGAGGUAGACUUAAUACCCAAGAUAAAUUGGCUAAGUGGUAUCCGGAGAAUGAGUUUGAAUGCGUAUUUUGCAAAAAUCAAAGUGAUUCUGUUUGCCAUUUGUUUUUUUAUUGUGAGUAUUCUAGUUGGAUUUGGAAGGAAGUAAAGAAAAAAGUUAAAGGGAGUGAUAUUCCAAAUGAGUGGGAGAAAAUUGUUACUUGGUUUAUAAAUUCAAAAUGUCCAAACAAGGUGUGGAAUGUGGUACAAAGACUUGUAUUUGCUGCAAGUGUUUAUUGGAUUUGGAGGGAAAGAAAUAGUAGAAUAUUCAAAAAGAUUGUAAUCCCCAAGGAAACAAUAAAGGAAAAGAUUGUGGAGUGUGUUAAGCUGAGAAUUUUGAGUUUAAAGUUUAAACAAUGCACAACUUAUGAGGAGUUGAAAGAGAAUUGGGAAAUAAAUAUGGCUGAGCAUAGACCAAGAUUAUGA
This is a messenger RNA of Erigeron canadensis, 768 nucleotides long. RefSeq lists its product as uncharacterized. NCBI's taxonomy places the organism in Eukaryota, Viridiplantae, Streptophyta, Magnoliopsida, Asterales, Asteraceae. The transcript has a single exon. The record is from RefSeq and is a predicted model, not a curated record. The coding region runs from base 1 to 768 and encodes 255 amino acids.